Engraulis encrasicolus (European anchovy) is the source of this 3241-nucleotide messenger RNA. RefSeq names its product SH3GL interacting endocytic adaptor 1b (gene sgip1b). Gene Ontology annotation, biological process: actin filament polymerization. Gene Ontology annotation, molecular function: actin filament binding. The coding region runs from base 288 to 3008 and encodes 906 amino acids. Gene Ontology annotation, cellular component: plasma membrane; actin filament; cytoplasm. The record is from RefSeq and is a predicted model, not a curated record. Lineage: Eukaryota; Metazoa; Chordata; Actinopteri; Clupeiformes; Engraulidae. The transcript is spliced from 23 exons.
UCCCCUCUCCUGUCCUCAAAGUCCCCCCUUGUGAUGGCGUGCGUCUCCGCUGCUGCAGCGGCGACCGGGGCCUAGCCAACGGCCUUGCCUCCGUCAUAGCCGGCAUCUACAGGGGGUAACGCGAACCCACGGGGCUUGGCGCCAGCGCUGCACGGAAGAAACCAUCUAGAGCUCUACUCCCUGUCUGCCUUUUAGAGUUAUGAGCUGUUCAGCAUCCUCCCUAGCUCGUAUUUGCACGUCCAUCUCCCUUCAGCUCUCGUGAGACUGAGGAAUGAAAAUCUGCAACCAUGAUGGAAGGAUUGAAAAAGCGUACCAGGAGGGCGUUUAAUUUCAGGAAGAAAGAGAAAGACAACGACUCAACGGGCUCACCAGACAAAGACAGAUCUAGAAAGAGUAAUGGAGCUCCAAAUGGAUUUUAUGGCGAGAUUGAUUGGGAUCGCUACAACUCCCCUGAUGUGGAUGCUGAAGGGUACAGCAUCAGGCCAGGGGACCAGUCAGAGGGUGCACCUCGAGGUAAGGCCGUCUCAUCCAGCGAGUCUGAGGGGGAGGAGGACCAGCUGAAGAAGUUUAAGAUCAGGAUCAAGCCCUUGGCAUCGGACAGCUCCAACUGCUCCGUGCCCACCAUGGAUGAACUCAAGGCUUCAGUGGGCACCUUGGCAAUCUCCCCCUCUCCCUUGAGGAAAAGCCCGAGGAGAAGUCCGGGUCAAAUGAGAAGAAAUCUCUCAAGUGAAGAGAUUGCCAGACCAAGACGCUCCACCCCAACACCGGGCCCUGAACAAGACACUCCAAGCAAGAGAUCGUCGGAGAAUGCCAAUGCUUUCUUUGGUCCACCAUUCGAAGUAAACUUUGAAUACUAUGAAGCACAGCAUUCAGAAGUGUUCAUUGUAGAGACAGACAUCUGGUGUCAAACGAAAAUUCAACCACCCUCACCGUUGUCCAGGCCGUAUCCCUCUGGAGCCCCUCCUCCACUUCCUCCAAAGAAUGUUCCAUUAACGCCUCCCACGCGCACGUCAAGUUCAGUAGGGUCCUCAGGUUACUACAGUGUGGUGCCCAGCGUGAGGGCAGACAGUUCUACCUACGUGGACGGCUUGGUGUCAGAGGCUCCGUCGGUGUCUCCUAUGCCUGACCUUGACAACGUUUUCGGACCGCCCGACCCCCCAAAAUCUGCGGAUCAUCACACAUUCCACUCGGCCUGGGCCAGCUUUGGCGAGGGCUCCCCCACCCGGCCGCCCCCUCCAGAUGAGCCGGCGCCCCCUCCUCCUCCACCCUGCUCCCCACCCCCACCCCCCCUCUCCUCUCCUCCGCCACCCGACCGAUCUCCGCCCCUGAUCCACAACUCCAUACCCCCUCCAGAUUCGCCUCCUCCUCCACCUCCGUCCGCCACUCCUCCCCCCCUGGACUCGACCCCCACCAGCCCAGUGGGUCCACCACCCGAGGCUCCCGCUCCGCCGCUACCUGCUGACUUCAUCCUGCCGCAGCCCACCUGCGAUUCUCCUCCGCCGCCGUCGCUACCACCUCCUCAGCUGCACGAGGAUGACCUGGAGGAAGACGAGGACGAUGAAGAGGAGGAGGAGAUAAAGGAGCUGUCGAUGGCUGCUGCAGCCGCAGCCGCCGCCGCCGCCACAUCUGGAUCCGCUUCCGCCUCCGCCUCCGCCUCCGCCUCCGCCUCUGCUUCUCCAUGCCUUCCUCCUCCUCUCCCAGCAGAGCGCUCGCCCCUCACAGGGGCUCCGCCUCCACUCGGCCUCCGGCGGACCCCGGAGCUGGCGGGAGCCGUCCUGAGGGAGGCGAGCCCAGUGUUUGCAGCGUCGUCAAAGGAGUUCCGGGGAACCCCACCGCCGCUCCCUCCAAUCACGUACAGGAGCAUGGUGUCUCCAGGACCAGGAAGUGGGACAUCCACCCCAGCCCGUCCUUGCACGCCCCAUUCUGCAGGCAGCCCCGUCCCUCCCCUGCCCCCACGGCCUUCAUCGCGACCCAAACUACAGCCGGGAAAGACCAGUGUCAGCGACUUGUCGCGGUCGUUCAGCCCCCCAGUGCACUCCUGGAGCCCCCCUCCCUACGCCCCACUGGCCCGAGCGGAGAGCACCUCCUCCAUCUCCUCCGUCACCUCCCUCAGCGCAGCCUCCACCCCCACCCUCUGCCUGCCCAUCUCCACCUGUUCUCGCGGCCCCAGCCCCCUCACCAUGGGCCCCCAGGAUACGCUACCUGUAGCUGCUGCCUUCACGGAGACCAUCAGCGCCUACUUCAAAGGAGCUGACCCCAGCAAGUGUGUGGUGAAGAUCAGUGGGGAGAUGGUACUCUCGUUUCCUGCUGGAAUCACACGGCACUUCGCGACGCAUCCAUCACCUCCUGUGCUCACCUUCAGCAUCACGCAUUACACCCGUCUGGAGCAGGUCCUCCCCAACCCACAGCUACUUUGCUGUGACACGACGGAGCCCAACACUGACACAAAGGAAUUCUGGGUAAACAUGCCUAACCUAAUGAGCCACUUGAAGAAAGUGGCUGACCAGAGGCCUCAAGCAACAUACUACAACGUGGACAUGCUCAAAUACCAGGUGGCAACAGAGGGCAUCCAGUCCACCCCACUGAACCUGGCAGUCAGUUGGCGUGGCGAUGCCAUUAGUACUGACCUCAGGAUAGACUACAAGUACAACCUGGAGGCCAUGCCCGACCCUGUGCCCCUCACCAACAUCCACUUCAGGGUGCCUGUGGAUGGAGGCGUCACCAAAGUCCAAGCCAUGCUCCCGCCUGCUACUUGGAAUCCAGAACAGCAGGAAAUGCUUUGGAAGAUUCCGGAACUUUCUCAGAAAUCUGAAAAUGGAGGAGUGGGUGCCCUGCUCGGCCGCUUCACCCUGACCAGUGGGCCCAGUAAGCCAUCCCGACUAGCCGUGACGUUCUCCAGUGAGGGAGCCACUCUCUCGGGCGCCGACUUCCAGCUAGCAGGGACUGGGUAUCGACUCUCACUCGUCAAAAAGAGAUUCUGUGCAGGGAAAUAUAUGGCUGAUAAUUAAUGCUGCUGAAAAUAUCUCCAUAUCUGCAAUGGCUUCAGACUGAGGGAAGGACGCCUGUCUUUCAUUCAUGCCAUGAACUGAACUGAGAAGGAACGAGGAAAGGAGAACGUUUUUAAUUGAAAACAUUAAUCUGAGGUCCUUUAUCAUAACUAAAUAAUAACUUAUCAUUUACAAAAUAAUUUGUGUGUGUUUCUGUGUGUGUGUGUGUCUGUGUGUGUGUGUGUGUGUGUGUG